UGUGCGUGGCGCGUUUGAUUGACAUGGCGGAGCCUCGCUAGCACUAGUCCGCGUCGCGCCGCGCCAGCAGACUGGCGAGCAGGCAGGCAGGCGAGCUCCGGAGCCUGGGAAUUAAAAAAAAAAAAAAUCUAUACACGCACAUACCGCCACCAUCACCAAGACGAAACGAGAAAGGCAGCCCACGUCGCGGUCCCGUCUCCACGUUGUUUCAUUCACAGCGAGGUAGGGCAGUUGAGUGAAUUUCUCCAUGAAUGUACGUCACAAUGAUGAUGACAGACCAGAUUCCACUGGACUUGGCUCCGCCGCCUCUCCUGAAUGGGGAGGUCCCGCUCAUGCCGCACAUGGUUAACGGUGACGCAGCGCAGCAGGUUAUCCUGGUACAGGUGAACCCGGGGGAGACGUUCACCAUCCGGGCGGAGGACGGCUCGCUGCAAUGCAUCCAGGGUCCUGCCGAGGUCCCCAUGAUGUCCCCCAACGGUUCCAUCCCGCCCAUCCAUGUGCCACCAGGAUAUAUCUCACAGGUCCUGGAAGAUACCACCGGGGUCCGCCGGGUGGUGGUGACCCCUCAGUCUCCGGAGUGCUAUCCCCCAUCGUACUCCCCCGCGUUGUCGCCCACGCACCACCUGCCCCCCUACCUGGCCCACCCCCACUUCAUCCCCAACUCCCACUCGUUCUACCCGCCCGUCAGCCCCGGCGAGCUGACCCACCACCAGUACUACCAGCACCACCUCCCCCCCAUGUACGGCGACCCAGAAAUCAUGCCGGUGUUCGGCAUUUCCAACUUUAUCCGAGAGGAGACGUACGGGAAGCCGCAGCCCAAGAAGAUCAAGGAACAGAGGCAACUGGAGCGACAGAACCGGCUCAACUCGCCGCCCUCCAGCCUUUAUAAAGGCAGCCUGGGGCCGGCCCACAACGGUUACAGCAGCAAGUCCCACGCGCCAUCACUCGGGUCAGUGGGGUCAGGCGGCGGCAGUCCAGGUAGCAAGAAACCGGAGAGGCGGCUUCGCAGCAGUCCACGCAAUGGUGAACCGGAGGCACACCCGCAAGAUCAUGACUCAGAGACCAAACGUGUUCAAGACAUGUUGUCGACAAUCGACAAACCACAGGUGUCCAAUCUGCAGGCCCGAGCUGUGCGUCUCUCUUGGGCGCCCCCCGCAGGCCUGGCAAGCCGGCACAGCAACGGCAUGCCCAUGUCGUGCUCCUACGAGUUGUCCCUCUCGGAUAAAGGGCGGGACGGGAAGUUUCGCCUCAUCUACAGUGGUGAAGAACUCGAGUAUCAUCUCAAAGAUCUGAGGCCAGCGACCGACUACCACGUACGGGUGUGCGCCACAUACAACUCGGUGCGCGGCUCGUGCUCCGAGGCGUGCACGUUCACCACGCAUUGCAGCGUCAGCGUUCCCGACGUCCCACUCGCCCCCAGGCUUUCCCACCGCACCAAAAGCACCCUCACUUUACAGUGGAAGCCGCCAGGCGACAACGGAUCCAAAAUCACAAACUACCUGCUUGAGUGGGACGAGGGGAAGAAAAACAGCGUGUUCCGGGAAUGUUACUUCGGGAGCCAGCGACACUGUAAGCUGACGCGGCUGUUCCCCGCCUGCGCUUACACCUUCAGGGUGGCGGCGCACAGCGACAUCGGCACAAGCGGCUUCAGCUCCGAGGCGGUCUUCUACACCAUGGGCACGCUGCCCGCGCUGCCUCUGGCGCCGCGUCUGGUGAGGGCCGGCGUAUCCUGGGUCACCCUGGAGUGGGGGCGGCCCGAGGGCAGCCCCGGCGAGGAGCAGCUGAAAUACACCCUGGAGAUCCAGGAGGACAACAGCGGAGCGGAGUUUCACCCGAAGUACACUGGAGAAAACUUGACCUGUACUGUACAAGGCCUGAAGAGGAGCACGCAGUAUAAAUUCAGGCUGAUUGCGUCGAACGUGGAGGGCAAGAGCAGUCCCAGCGAGGUGCUGGUGUGCACCACCAAUCCCGACAAGCCGGGGCCGCCGUCCACGCCGUGCGUCGUGGCGUCGACGCCUUACGCCCUCAGCGUCACAUGGGAUCCCCCGCAGGACAACGGCGGCUCUGAAGCGCUCACGUAUUUGUUGGAGAUUAGCGAGGGAUGCUCAGAAGCCGAUCAAUGGGAGGUGGCGUACAGCGGACCGGCCACAGAGUGCGUGUGCGAGCGCCUGGCCCCGGGCAGCAUGUACCGCCUGCGCGUCUGCAGCAUCACCACCGGGGGGCACAGUCAGUGCACUGUUGGCAUUCCGGUGCGCACGUUAAGCGUUCCACCCGGGCCCUGCCAGCCGCCGAAGAUUGUGGGUAAAGCCAAGCACAAGGAGGUCCAGUUAGAAUGGGAGUCCCCCGCCGCCAAUGGUGCAAGCGAGGUGUACAUGUUCAGCCUGGAGAUGAGCGAGGGCGACGCCCAGCCGGCCCAAGUGUUCCACGGGGCGGAGCUGCAGUGCACCGUGGGUAGUCUGCUGCCCGGCGCCACCUACAGUUUCCGGCUGAGGGCUGCCAAUGAGGCUGGGUUUGGCGAGUACUCCCAGCCAACGGUGGUCACGACCGCAGCGGGUCCUCCAGGCCAGUGCGGGCCGCCACUUAUCACGCUUGCCAGCAACACCAGCGUGUCGCUCAACUGGGAGAGUCCCGAGGGCUCGGGCAGCGACAUCUCGGAGUAUCUUCUGGAGUGGGGCCGGGAAGACGAGCCCAUGGAGUUGAUCUACUGCGGCUCGGCCACGCAGUGCGAAGUGUCCGACCUCACGCCCGCCACCAGCUACUGCUGCAGGUUACAGGCUGUCAAUCAGGCGGGGUCGGGGCCUCACAGCGAGCAGGUCAGUUUCCAGACACCGGCGACCAUUCCCGACGCCAUCUCCUCGCUCAGCCUCCUGGACCCGCCAGCCUCGUCGGAGUCGGGACAGUCGCGCGCCACCUGCCUCUUCCUCAAGUGGGAGGAGCCAAACAGCAACGGGGCGGAAAUCUCAUCGUACAUCAUCUCUCUGGAUGAGCGGACCAUCACGGUGGAGCCGGCGACCAGUCACCUGGUCGGCGGCCUGCAGCCCAACAGCGAGUACAGCGUUCAGAUCCAGGCAGUCAACGCCAUCGGCUGCGGCCCGUCCAGCCCGCCGUUGCUCGCGAGGACGCGGCCCCUGCCCCCGGCCCCGCCCCCUCUGGAGUGCGCCGCCGCCGGGCCGCAGAGCCUCAAGCUGAAGUGGGGCGAGAACGCCAGCAACCCUCGCUCCUCCCCGAUGGCCGACGACGUUUACUACACGCUGCAGAUGGAAGACAAAAACCACCGGUUCGUGAGCAUCUACCGGGGCCCCAGUCACACCUACAAGGUCCAGCGGCUGACCGAGUCCAGCAGCUACACCUUCAGAAUACAGGCCAUCAGCGACGCCGGCGAGGGCCCCUACUCGGACUGCCAAACAUUCUGCACCACCAAAUCCGUGCCCCCCGCCCUCAAAGCUCCCAAGGUGCACCAGCUGGAAGGGAACGCGUGCGAAAUCACGUGGGAGACCAUCCCGCCAAUGAGAGGGGACCCCGUGAGCUACGUGCUGCAGGUGCUGGUGGGCCGCGAGUCGGAAUACAAGCAGGUUUUCAAGGGCGAGGAGGCGGCCUUCCAGAUCUCGGGCUUGCAGGGCAACACGGACUACCGCUUCCGCGUGGGCGCCUGCCGCCGCUGCCAGGACUCGUGCCAGGAACUGUGCGGUCCUCUCAGCCCCUCGUCCCACUUCACGCCGCGGCGCCAGGAGGCCUCGGGACCCGGCGGGAUGGCGGGGGGCGGAGCCUGCGCCCCUUGCGCCGGCCCCGGCCGCGGGGGGGCGGCGGCGGGCCUGAUGUCCAGCGACGAGCGCUUCGCCGCUCUCAUCAUGUGCGCCUUCGCCGGCCUCUCCUUCCUCAUCGCCUGCUUUCUGCAGUACUUCUUCAUGAAGUGAGGGAAUCUCUUUUUUAUUAUUUUUAAUUUUUUUUUACAACAGGAUAGAAAGAGAAGGCGAAACCCAAGAGAAACUUUUUUUAUAACAGAUCGUCAAGAAAAAAAAACACUUGAGACGCUCUUCUUCUUCUUCUCCUCAAGGCUUCCAUUUCAGCGCGUUUUCUUUUUGUAGCCGAGCUGUACCUCCGCGCCGAGGGCGAGAAAAUUCAUCCACAAGCCUUAAAAUAGCCGCGAGCAGUCGCUCAAGACUGACUUGCAUAUUUUUUUUAUUUUUUUUGUUUUUUUUUUCAUAUUUGAUUAGAGGACGUGUAUAUUUCCUGGUUUAUUGCCUUAAUUAGAUGUCUUUUUAUUGACAUUUUUUUUUUUUAAAUUGCUGCAGUCUUUAUCCACUCAGCCAUAUUCUAAUGUAAGCAUUCAAAGCUUUAGCCGCGCAGAUUGGUUGACACACACACACACACACACACAUACACACUUUUGUGCGUGGACAAAUGACUCAACCGAUGCCACGCGUGCAGCCGCUCCGCUUUCUUUACGCUCGCCAAAGUGAUACAAUCCACGUGUGAUGUACGAUGCUGCUAUCCUUUGAUUUGUUUUUUGGUUUGUUUCUUUAGAAUGGAAAGCCAGUUAUCUAAUAUAAGUAUGAAAUAGAAAUCUAUAUAUGUAUACAGAGAGAGUGAGAGAGAGAGAGUUAGAAAUACACACGCAUAUCCAAUAUCCACGAUCGCGUCGAAAGUGAUGGCGUCGGCAGGUGGGACGGGCUGAUUCGGGAUCAGAUCGGAAGCCAAUCGGAGCAUUAAACUGGAUUGGGGAUUUCACGCAGACAUCCUGCAAAAUAAUAUCGCUUUUGCCUUUUACAUGGAAUUUGCACCCCCCCACCACAACCACCCCCCGGGAGUCAGGAUGUGUUCAUACGUGAUCUGAACACUUCACAUCUAAAAGUCAAUUUUGCUGCGUCUCGAAGCGCCUUUCAAACGGUGACACAGCAUUCUGACAUUUACAUGCGUCGGACACGACUGUCACCGUUUUUUACAGCGCCUCUGUAAAACAUUUUCCCUAUUCCACUUUCACCCCACUGUGAAAUUCCCGGCAGUGUGAAAGACUUUCACACCGAGAUUGUGCAAAAAUCGGCACAUCGGAGUCGUAACAGAUGACCUUGCAUUUAUUCGCUUUUUGCCUUCCACACGGGACUCAGUGAAGAAAAUUCCCCGGGGGGGGGGGGGGGGGGGGGGGGCGGAAUUGCCACGUCACAGCAAAACAUUGGCCUUUGCCAUCCGCCACAGACCCCAUUGAAGAAAAUUCCCUGGUUUUUAAGCAGUAAUCUGAAAGGGCCUUUCACACAGAGAACCUGCAAAAUUCCCACAUCAGAGCCAAAAUAUGCGACUUUGCCUUUCACACCAAACCCAGCGAAGGCAGGAUAUCGCCACAACUUUCACGGACACAAUGUCUGAUGACAAAAGUCCUCGGAAAAUGACCAAAUCAUCGCAGUCACAUAACAGGACGGGCGAAAUCAAGUCCCGCUUUUAUCGGCAUUCCCAAAAACACGGGGGCGACAUCCCGCCUGCAUUUCGGUUCUGUUACUACCUCCAAAACCGCCGGAUGAACGGCAUCGGUCCCGCCUUUGUGGCAUUCCCUUUAUGAGGGCAACCCGGCGAGAAAAAAUGGUCCGGGUCGACGUGAAAUGUUCAAACUCGACGCAUCCCGCUUGUUUACGGCAUAGAGUGGUGCAAAGGGGUAUCGUCGUUGUGUAAAAAAAUGAAAGCCCGCCCCUCACCGUUGUGCCUCUUCUUUUCAAGGAAUCCACCUGUCUUUUUUAAUUUUUAAUUUUAUUUUUUUAAUCCAGCCUCUCCUCCAACGAACGAUACACAGGGCAUUCUGAACACCAUCCCUCUAAUAAUCACAAAGCCAAGGUACACGGCCCAUAGAGGUCACCCUGACCCGUAUGAAAUGGAGUCCGCACAUAUGAGGGCUGUAACGUACAUCAGGGAAAUCCGGAAAAAAAACAAUUGUUUAAAAAAAAAAACGAUCCAUUAACCCUCCUGUUAGGUUGUUUUCUCAGGAACAACAACAAUGUUCCCGGGUCAGUUUGACCCCCCGGCUACGCUUCCUGAUAAAAACGCGUGCCAGUAAACAUUUUUAACUGCUUUCCUUGCUCAUAUUUCAAAAUGAAGCUUUGUAAAG
Messenger RNA from Hippocampus zosterae (dwarf seahorse), 6091 nucleotides. RefSeq names its product fibronectin type III domain-containing protein 3B-like. NCBI's taxonomy places the organism in Eukaryota, Metazoa, Chordata, Actinopteri, Syngnathiformes, Syngnathidae. The transcript has 27 exons. The record is from RefSeq and is a predicted model, not a curated record. Gene Ontology annotation, molecular function: protein binding. Bases 252 to 3914 code for a protein of 1220 amino acids.